This is a messenger RNA of Oreochromis aureus, 7829 nucleotides long. RefSeq names its product oxysterol binding protein 2b (gene osbp2b). The transcript has 14 exons. Gene Ontology annotation, molecular function: cholesterol binding. NCBI's taxonomy places the organism in Eukaryota, Metazoa, Chordata, Actinopteri, Cichliformes, Cichlidae. Bases 475 to 2748 code for a protein of 757 amino acids. The record is from RefSeq and is a predicted model, not a curated record. Gene Ontology annotation, cellular component: cytosol; intracellular membrane-bounded organelle; membrane.
CAACGUCACGUGGUGCGGGGCUGAAUUAUAGACUUGAAUUGAUAGAGCGGACACUCCCCCUCAGUGCACAAUGAGUGGCCGGGGCAGCGGCCGCUCGCUCCCUAAAAUUAGUGCCACAAACUGUUUAUCGCUGUCGUAAUGUAAGUAAUUUAGUUUGAUGGCAGCCUUAUCAGGUUAUGCUGAGACCAUGUAAGGGCUCUCCCUUCUAUCCAGCCCAGCUCUGUGCUCUGAAUCCUCUGCAGUCUGCAUCAGCAAAGUGUCUUGGCAUCACUUCUCGUCCUUCCUCCGGUGUCCAUUCCGGCGUCAUGUGAAGGGGGCUUACGGUGGUUUCUCUCACCCUACACCGGACCCUCAUCCGUCGAUCUCAUUCGUCAGUGCCGAGGUCCUCGUCUUGGUGGACCAUCUGGGGGUAGUGUCCCUGUCUCCGCUGCUCCCGGUUUAUCCAGCACUCUGUGGCGUGCGGCGGAGCCGAGGAUGAGCGAGCAAGGGAAGGGCUCGGCAUCCGCCUCUGCCGCGGCCCCAGCACCAGGGUCGGAUACUUACAAAGGCUGGCUUUUUAAAUGGACCAACUAUCUGAAAGGCUACCAGCGGCGGUGGUUUGUCCUCAGCAAUGGCCUGCUGUCAUAUUACAGGACACAGGCAGAGAUGGCCCACACGUGCCGAGGAACUAUAAACCUUGCAACUGCACACAUCGACACAGAGGACGCCUGCAAUAUUGUGCUGAGCAGCGGCGGCCGCACUUACCAUCUGAAGGCCAGCACAGAAGUGGAGCGGCAGAGAUGGGUCACGGCAUUGGAGUUGGCCAAAGCUAAAGCCAUCCGCAUGAUGAACGAUCAGUCUGAUGACUCAGGGGACGAGGAGCCCACGUCCCAGUCAGACCGCAGCGAGAUCCAGGGCACCCUGAAGAUACUUAUCAGCAAGCUCGAUGACCUCAGCACGUGUAAUGACCUGAUCGCCAAGCACGGGGCAGCCCUGCAGCGCUCCCUGAGUGAACUCGAAGGCCUGAAAGUCCCUGUGGAGGGAGGAGAAAAAAUCAAGGCAGUCAACGAGCGAGCCACCCUCUUCCGCAUCACUUCCAAUGCUAUGAUCAAUGCGUGUCGAGACUUUUUGGACCUAGCCGAGACUCACAGUAGGAGAUGGCAGCGGGCUCUGCAGUAUGAGCGAGAGCAGCGUACCCAUCUAGAGGAGACCAUUGAGCAGCUAGCCAAGCAGCAUAACAGCCUGGAGCGAGCGUGGAGAGAAGCACCCACGCUUGUUUCCAGCGCACCCAGUGCCCCUACCACCAACAAGGGGAGUGAGAGGUCGCGGAAAGAGGAGGCAAGUGAUGAAGAUGAGGAUACUGAGUACUUUGAUGCCAUGGAGGAUUCCCCUGCGUUUAUCACAGUGACUGCCAGUGAGAGCACGCAGCACAGGCGAUCUCAGAGUAAUUUGAGCGGAGCGAGCGGAGGCCAGCCCGGUGACUGGAACCAGGACGACCAUAUGUCUCCAAGCUGUAACGAUGUGUCAGGAAAGGAGCUUCAGCCGCGCAGACAAAGGCGGACUCAUAUCCCAGACAAACCCAAUUACUCCCUCAAUUUGUGGAGCAUCAUGAAGAACUGCAUCGGCAAGGAGCUUUCUAAAAUCCCCAUGCCUGUAAACUUUAAUGAGCCUCUGUCGAUGCUGCAGCGCCUCACCGAGGACCUGGAGUAUCACGAGCUUCUAGACAAGGCGGCCCGCUGCGACUCCUCACUAGAACAGAUGUGCCUGGUCGCUGCCUUUUCUGUCUCUUCCUACUCAACCACGGUCCAUCGGACAGCCAAGCCCUUCAACCCCCUCCUGGGCGAAACGUACGAGCUUGAUCGCUUGGAGGAAUUUGGCUACCGCUCGGUGUGUGAGCAGGUGAGCCAUCACCCACCUGCAGCUGCACAUCAUGUGAUUUCCCAAAGAGGCUGGACCUUAUGGCAGGAAAUCACCAUCGCCAGCAAGUUCCGUGGCAAAUACCUCUCCAUAAUGCCUCUGGGUACCAUUCACCUGCAGUUCCACGCCAGCGGGAACCACUAUGUGUGGAGAAAGGUCACCUCCACAGUGCACAACAUCAUUGUGGGCAAGCUGUGGAUUGACCAGUCGGGAGACAUUGAGAUUGUGAAUCACAGGACCAAGGAGACCUGCCAGCUCAAGUUCUCUCCCUACAGUUAUUUCUCCAGGGAUGUUCCACGCAAGGUGACAGGUGUGGUGGCAGACAGCGGGGGCCAGGCUCACUACAUCCUCUCCGGUACGUGGGAUGAGAAAAUGGAAAGUGCCAAGAUCGUUCAGAGCAGCCGAGGAGGCAGCGGGUCAGAGGGCAAGCAGAAGAUGGUCUACCAGACUCUGUCCCCUAAACUGCUGUGGAAGAAAUACCCUCUCCCGGAGAACGCUGAGAACAUGUACUACUUCUCAACUCUGGCACUGACCUUAAAUGAGCUGGAGGAUGGAGUGGCAAUGACCGACAGCCGUCUGAGACCAGACCAGAGGCUGAUGGAGGACGGGCGAUGGGAUGAAGCAAACUCCGAAAAACAGAGGCUAGAGGAGAAACAAAGAGCAGUGAGAAGGAGGAGGGAAGCAGAGGCCUCAGACGCUCUGGAUGAAGGUAGAGAAUAUGAAGGAUACCAGCCAUUGUGGUUUUACCAGAGGAGGGACUCAGUUACUGGAGAGACAAGCUUUGUGUACAAGGGGGGUUACUGGGAGGCAAAGGAGAGACAGGACUGGAGCCUGUGUCCUGACAUCUUCUAACCCAGGAACCUCCUCUGGGAUCACACCUAACCUCAUGAGACAGUGAACCGCUCCACCUCUGGUCCUUAAGCAGUGGAACGUACGAGCACCAUGUGGACCUUUUUUUUUUUUUUCUUUUUUUUGUGUGAACAUGAGAAUGUGUAUGUUUCGCACACUCUCAGAUUAUACUGUACCUCCAAAUGUACACUCUCACUCUGUUUUAACUAUGGGCGUUCCCUGAGUAGUCCUAUUUGACACUAUACUCAAACAGCAGUGAGAUCACGUGUGGAUGCGAGAUAACAGAGUUGUAACACCACACAGUAAAGCUAACCCGCACAGUCCUGACGCUCUGGUGCGCUGGAAAUGCUACCCACAAUGCACUUUUCUGUGUUCACUCCACUACAGAGUUUCCCAAAUUGGAUAGAAACCCACAUCAGAGCUGCUCAUGAUUAUAAACUGAUUAAAAAGAAUAAAGAUGGACAUAAAAACAGAACAGCAACAGUAUUUCAGUAGUUGUAAGAAAAAUGUCUUCACCCUCAGUUUUAUUCAGUGCAACAGAGAUUAAUGUGGGUCUACUUUAUUAAUCAGCCCCCUCAUUUUCUUUAUGGUAAACAUUUUAAAUGCUCAUUAUUUGCCUUUUGAUAUGUUAAAGCCGGGCUAUGAGCAACCACCGGUCACAGGGAAAACGUGUGUUUAUUUCCCAACCGGCUGACAAGUGAUUGCUGACAGUUGCUGUGAAAUCGACUGCUAAAACUCCAUUCACAGGCCUAGAGACCAGUCGGUCACCCCUCCUCCAGCAACCACCGGUCACUAAGGAAGCGUGUAUAUUACGAGAUCGGUUGGCAAGUGGUUGCAGGAGGUUGCAGAUGCUUGCAUGAAAUUGGUUCAUGCAAGAGGUUUUCGGUGCUGCAUUGAAAACCUCUUUGUGAUUGCUGCUAGCAUGUGCUAGCACUUUGCCUCAGUCACCAGCAGUUUGCAAGGGGGGGUGUUGACUUUUUUGCCAACUACUUGCCAAGUGGUAGUGAGUGAAAAUUCACUGAAACCAUAAAGUAAAAGUUGCACCUUUUGGAAUGUGUUGGUUGAAACCGCCAGAUGCAAUUUUUACUUUCACUUCUCUGGUCUGUUUUGCCCUUUUCAGUACAACUCUGAGAGGGUUUCACUAGCAGCCAAAGCAGGCACAAGGAGCCUGUGGGUAUAGCGUGCUCUGAUUUUUACCCGACGACAGCAAUCAAACUGGUUGAGGAAUACACAUUUUUUCGUAGCAACCGGCAGUUGUCAGGGGGUUGCCAAGCUAUGUCCAUGACUGAGGUAUAGAAAGUAAUGGAUGAAUGACUCUGAAAUAGUCACAGCUUUGAUUGCAUGUGUUAUAAACUAUGGAGAGUCAACGUGUUCAGUAAAUGUCAAAGAAAAACAUAAUUAAAUACAGAGAAAUGAAUGUAGGAAUAAUCACAUAAUUAACUACAGAAAAUGUAUCUAAUAUAACCAUAAAGUGAGAAAAAGCAUCAGACUAACCUCUGUAUGUCAGCUUACAGGUUUUACUUUAUUCAGUAUUAAAUAUUUUAUUUAUAAAUAGUUUUGUUUUUUUUUCAUCAAGAAGUCUGAGGACAAGUGGGGCAGAGCCCAUGUGAUUGAUUUGUGAUAUAACGGGCUCUAUAAGUCAGAAUUAGCUGACAGACUCGGUGUUGUUAUAGAAGAAGAUGAUAUUCUGGGGAAAGAGGUUAAAAAAUUUAAAAAGAUUUGGUUAAAGUGCUUUUUGUCUUAAAAGCUGCUAGAAUGAAAUAAAACCAGACAUUAGGUUUUACAAUGUAUUAUCUUUUUUUUUUCUUAAUUCAUGUGUCUUUUAAAAUUUUUAUGGUUCUGUUAUACAUUUUCUGUAUUGGUUCGUCAGAUGGAUUAAUUCUGAAUAUAUUUGUAUUUCAUUUUAAACACAUUGAGUCUCCAUAAUCUACAGCUAAUGUUUGAUUGAUCCACUAGAGAUUGGUUUAUCUCGACUAAUGAAAUAUGCAUCAAGGCAGUAAUCCUUUUUCCAUUUGGUCUGGAUAUUAAGUUUUCCCUUUAGGGACGUGCAAUUAGUCUGUUCAUGUUAGUUAUAUUAGAAAUAUGAGUUGUCUCUAUGCUUCAUUGGAUCUCAAUCAUCCUAACAUUUUCCAUUUGUGACUCUGAUUAGGAAAAAUUAUAUAGUAGUAGUUUGAUUAUAACACAUUAGUGCAACUGCAGUGGUGACAUUAAAACACUUGUAUCACUGUCACGGGAAUCUCCAUCAAAGACCUGAAUAAGCACUUUUCACUGUGGUUGACUAGAGGUUAGUAUAUAUCUCUGUGUUGAUGUUGAGAAAAUGUCACUCUGUACAUGAACACUAUCUUGUCCUCUGGUGCUCUCCCAUGGCAACACUUACCAUAUCAUCAGUGAUCGUUUUGACUAGCAUCAUCUUCAGUGAUCGUACAAAGUAUUAAGUCUGCGCCCGAUCACUGAGGCGUUCACUAGUAAACAUUAACCCGGGAAAACACCGGUUUCUUCUCACUAGUUCCACAGCAUCCAUCCCUCACUAGUUUGUAGUUCAGACGUUUCCAGUGGGGUUACUGAAUUUGAGACUGGAGCGGGUACUUCAAGGAACCCAGAGUGGCUUCAGCUGAUAGGAGGUCAAAGGUUAUAGAAGCAGACAGGGCUGGUUCCUGUAGCGCUCCUCUUUGCAGUCAGCUGUAGCCACAGAGGACAAGCCCGAGCGGCCACUCCAGGCUCUCCGCAGCUCAUUUGCCAUUUGUGGACAUGCUGAUCUGGGAUCAGCUCACAGAGGUACACUGAGUCUUUUGCCUUUAACUGACUGAAUAAGGGAACGAGUCCCCUGACCUGUGCACUACAAGUCUACGGUGACAAGAGUUUUGAAAAAAAAAAAGAAAAAAAAAAAGUCGAUAUUUUUUUGUAAUUAUUGUUAGGAAUGUAGAAUUCAUGGCUGGAGGUAUUGUAUCUACCAUCCAGCCUAUUUGUGUGAAUAUUUUGUGAUAAAACGAUGAUAUUGUAAAAGAAAAAUUAUACUAAUGUGAGUAUUGAGUUCUCUCUACAGCAGAGGUCGGGGUAGAGGGGGGACUAAAUGAGCCUGAAGAUAGACACUAACUCAGAGGUGCCCUCAAUUUGGCCAAAAACUGUGUUAACACACUGAAAAUAAUUUUUUUUUAUAUAGUUCUUAAUACUAACAUGUUGUUAGCUGUGGUUCAGUUAUUUCCUCUGAUGUGCGGGCCAUGCAGAUGUAAAACAAACACACAUACACACACAAAAAAAAAAACACUGGAAAGGAAAUUCCUUCACACAAGGAAGGAAUGCUAGGAUUUACCGAUAGAGUGAAUUUUAAGUGUGAUAAUAUGAGCUCUUAAUGUUUACCUGUCUGAUUCUUUAGCGGUGAACUAAUGAUAGUGGAGAAGUGAAUACUGGCACUUUUACUCAUUUACACAAAAGUUUUUCUUACAGUUUUGAGUUGUGGUUGUCAUGAGCAUGGUCACUUGUUAAAAGGAAUAAUUUAGCGUUUGGAAAUUCAUUUUGUUUUGAAAUUUGCUGGAGUCGGAUGAGAAGAUGAAGCCUUCUCUUGUUGUAAAUAUGAAGCUACAGGCGGCAGUUUAGCUUAGCUGUACUCAAAAAAACUGGAAACGUGGGGUAGCUCGGCUCUGACCACCCAUCAGCCCCUCUAAAUUUCACCUCCAUCUUUGCUGGAAGUUUGCCGCUUUGGUGCCAGGAGGAAGUCUUGCACAUAACUAAAGAUGGAAGUUAAACCUGAUGUACCCAAAAUUUGGUACCAAAAACUGUCUUGAAAAAUGAAACAAAUUAGAUUCAUGUUAGUUUAUCAGAUCUUCAGCUGCUGGUAGCUUAUAUCCUGUUUCCUUAAUCCUAAAAUAAGUGACUGCUGCCUGUAGCCUUACAAUGUGUCGUAUUGGAGAGAAGGAGGCACAUAAGCACAUUUCCCAAAGUGUUGAGCCUUUUCUUUACAUUUUCUUUCUGCUAUCCUUCUUAUCUUGUUCAUAAAUGUGUAUCGAAGACUUGUCAUUGUACAUUGGAGCGAUCGCCACUUGAACAUGAUGAAAAUGUGGAGGUUCCCUGCAGGUUUACUUUAAUAAAUUGUGUUUGAGAUUAUUUUAUAUUUGAGAAUACAUAUUAUAUUUUGAAUGAUAAUGGAGAGCUCAUCUUAGGUUUAAAUCAAUAUAUUUCCAAACAAAAAGGUGACCUCAGUACUUGAUGGUGACUUGCCUACUGAAGUUGUCCCUUUUAAGGGCCUGUACAGUUUCGGACAGCUGUAGCAAUAAAGCAGUGGAGGUGUAGAUUUGUUAGUUUGUGGCUGUCGUUGCUUCAAAGACCGGUUGUCUGCCUCGUUUAGAAAGGGAAAAAACACAACCAAAGUGUAAGAGAAGAGUGUGUUGUAGACUAAAUAACCCUCUUCAUCUGCCUUCCCUAUCUCAGAGGGUUCAAAUGUAAACCCUCCCUGUCGCUGUUUAUCUCAUUUCAUCUGAACCUGAUGCUUAAUUCACUACGAUGUGAUUCUUGGCUUUAAUUUUCUUGCUUUUAUUUUCUGAUCUGAUUUCUUCCUUCUCAAUGGGUGCCAUUAUUCCUACAUUGGUGUUUUCAUACUAUUUGUGUGCAUAGCGAGUUUGAUUUGUGUGCACGUGCAGCAUUACAUAUCCUGCUUUUCAGUGCUGCUCAGUUUUGAGGCAGAAAUAGGCUGAUGCUGAUGAUGACGACGAAGAUGGGGAGAUUUUUCUUGCCUUGUCUAAACUGAACCUUGCUUCUUAUUCGACAGUGACUCGCAGCUUUGUGGUGAGAUUAUGGUGAUAUUAACAAUCCAUACGAUUGGUAGAAAUUAUGAGAUGUUUCACAAUAGCGACCUGGCACAGGAUUGAGGUGACUGACCUGCCUUGAUAACUCUUACUCCCAAAUACACAAAGGUGUAUUCAGGUGUUACUGCGUAUUCAGCUAAGGUUUUUCUUUUUUCCUCCCCGUUUUUUAAAAAAUAAAAUUGUGUAUUUUCUCCCUUAAUUUAUACUCGUAUAACACUGUCUUUAAACAGCAAAGACAAAACAGUGAAAAAAGAAGAUAAUAAAGAUGUUAUUGUUGACACUGGA